Paramecium tetraurelia is the source of this 990-nucleotide messenger RNA. RefSeq lists its product as uncharacterized. The transcript has 3 exons. Gene Ontology annotation, biological process: DNA replication. Gene Ontology annotation, molecular function: DNA replication origin binding. The record is from RefSeq and is a predicted model, not a curated record. Gene Ontology annotation, cellular component: nucleus; nuclear origin of replication recognition complex. Lineage: Eukaryota; Ciliophora; Oligohymenophorea; Peniculida; Parameciidae.
AUGUAAAUGGAAACUUAUGAGAAAGGGAGAGAGGAAUAUCAAAGGAGAUAUGGAAAGUUGAAGGAUUACAUUUCUUCUCUGAAAACAAAGGACACAUCUGAGAUCACAAAAUUCGAUAGUUCUGACUUUGAUCUAACAAAGUUGUAAGCAAGAUUGGUUGAUUAAGCUGAGAAGGAGAAAUUCGAGGAGAAUAUCAUAGGGUCAACAGACAUCGUUGAAUAAGUGAAUCAUGAUUUCAAUGUGUUGGUAUAUGGGAUAGGGAGCAAGAUUGAAUUGCUUGAGAAGGCGAUGAAGGAAUUGAUGGAGAGUAAUCCAUAAUCGUACUUUUUUGUACUGAAGGGAUUCAAGCCUCUAGUUAAUAUGAAGAUGUUCUUGUAGAAGAUGAGUGAAGUGUUGAAAAUAGACUCGCAUGUCAGAAAUUCAGAGCAGAUCAUCAAAUGCAUUGAGAACACUCCUCAAUCGAUCAUUAUUAUUGCUCAUAGCAUAGACGGUCGUCAUUUAUUGAAUGAGCAAGCAUAGAAGUUACUUGGAUAAUUGAGCAAUUGUCCAAAUGUUCGUAUGGCUUGCAGUUUCGACAAUUAUCGGUAUCCCAUGAUAUGCAAGAUUCAGAGAGCCUUCUUCUCGUGUGUGCACACAAAUAGACCAUACGUUCAGGAGAUAUUGCAGAUUUUUGAGGAUUAGGUGGGCAAACAGAAACAAGAGGAGGGGUUGUGGUAUGUGUUGUCGAGUAUGACUCAGAAACAGAAAAACAUAGUGUAUUAUUUCGCAGGGAAAGUAUUAGAAAGCAGAGAUGGAUUGAACUUUUAGGAUCUGUAUGAUGUUCUUUCGGAUGAGAUGAUCGUAUCAAGCAAAAUACAAUUGAAGGAUAAUCUUAAGGAGUUGAUGGAUCAUAAGAUCAUAAUUGAGAAGGGUGGGAAGUACACUAUGCAAUAUUCGAACACAAUCCUUCAGGAAUUAUCUUAAAAGUUUGAUGAAGUUAUUAAAUAAUGA